AUGCGGCGCCUGCCUCGCCGCCUGAUGCUGCCGGUCUUCGGGGUGCUCUGGAUCACCGUGCUGCUGUUCUUCUGGGUAAACAAGAACAAGUUGGAGGUGUCCAAGGCGCCUGAAGUGCAGCCCACCAAGAUCUUGGAUGCUGACUGGGAUGACCUGUGGGACCAGUUCGAUGAGCGGCGGUAUCUGAAUGCCAAAAAGUGGCGCGUGGGUGACGACCCCUAUAAGCUGUACGCUUUCAACCAGCGGGAGAGCGAGCGGAUCGCCAGCAACCGGGCCAUCCCGGACACUCGCCACCUGAGAUGCACGCUGCUGAUGUACUGCAGGGACCUGCCUCCCACCAGCAUCAUCAUCACCUUCCACAACGAGGCCCGCUCCACCCUGCUCAGGACCAUCCGCAGCGUAUUAAACCGCACCCCUAUGAAUCUGAUCAAGGAAAUCAUAUUAGUGGAUGACUUCAGCAAUGACCCUGGUGACUGCGAAGAGCUCAUCAAGCUGCCCAAGGUGAAAUGCCUACGCAAUGACCAGCGGCAAGGUCUGGUCCGGUCCCGGAUCCGAGGCGCUGCUGUUGCCCAGGGCACCACUCUGACUUUCCUCGACAGCCACUGUGAGGUGAACAGGGACUGGCUCCAGCCACUGCUGCACAGGGUCAAAGAAGACUACACGCGGGUGGUGUGCCCUGUGAUCGAUAUCAUCAACCUGGACACCUUCAGCUACAUCGAGUCAGCCACGGAGCUCAGGGGGGGAUUUGACUGGAGCCUCCACUUCCAAUGGGAGCAGCUCUCCCCAGAACAGAAGGCUCUGCGCCUGGACCCCUCGGAGCCCAUCAGGACUCCCAUCAUAGCUGGAGGGCUCUUCGUGAUGGACAAGUCCUGGUUCAACUCCCUGGGGAAGUAUGACACGGACAUGGACAUCUGGGGAGGGGAGAACUUCGAAAUGUCCUUCAGAGUGUGGAUGUGUGGGGGCAGCCUAGAGAUCAUCCCCUGCAGCCGAGUGGGCCACGUCUUCCGGAAGAAGCACCCAUAUGUCUUCCCGGACGGAAAUGCCAACACGUAUAUAAAGAACACCAAGCGGACAGCUGAAGUGUGGAUGGAUGAAUACAAGCAAUACUUUUAUGCUGCCCGGCCGUUCGCCCUGGAGAGGCCCUUCGGAGACAUUGAGAGCAGAUUGAACCUGAGGAGGAGUCUGCGGUGCCAGAGCUUCAAGUGGUACCUGGAGAAUGUCUACCCAGAACUCAGAGUCCCCAAGGAUUCCUCCAUCCAGAAGGGCAACAUCCGACAGCGGCAGAAGUGCCUGGAGUCUCAAAGGCAGAAAAACCAGGAGAUCUCCAACCUCAGGUUGAGGCCCUGUGUCAAGAUCAAAGGCGAGGAUGCAAAGUCCCAGAUCUGGGCCUACACAUACACCCAGCAGAUCAUCCAGGAAGAGCUGUGCCUGUCCGUCAUCACCUUCUUCCCUGGUGCCCCUGUGGUUCUCGUCCUUUGCAAGAACGGAGAUGACAAACAGCAGUGGACCAAGACUGGCUCCCGCAUCGAGCACAUGGCCUCUCACCUCUGCCUAGACACGGACAUGUUUGGGGAUGGCACUGAGAGCGACAGGGAAGUCGUGGUCAACCCGUGCGAGUCCUCACUCAUGAGCCAGCACUGGGACAUGGAGAGCCAUUGA
This is a messenger RNA of Pipistrellus nathusii (Nathusius's pipistrelle), 1659 nucleotides long. The record is from the annotation of a GenBank genome assembly. Lineage: Eukaryota; Metazoa; Chordata; Mammalia; Chiroptera; Vespertilionidae.